This is a messenger RNA of Tilletiaria anomala UBC 951, 769 nucleotides long. RefSeq lists its product as uncharacterized. Lineage: Eukaryota; Fungi; Basidiomycota; Exobasidiomycetes; Georgefischeriales; Tilletiariaceae. Bases 220 to 735 code for a protein of 171 amino acids. The record is from RefSeq and is a predicted model, not a curated record. The transcript has a single exon.
CUCGACUUGACUAUGGUAAACAAGGAUCAAUAAUGCGAAAGGGUGCAUGGUGUAGACUGAUAGGUUGCUCACUUCCUUACAGGAGAGCCGUUUACUCUCGGCCAAGCGCAGCAGCACCUCUCAGAAAGUUCGCUGGGGUCGCAUCUCUCUUGGGUCCAGGACGAUCCGGUGCACUACCUUGAUAGUGCUGAGACCAAAGCCUCACCGCCCACGUCUGGCAUGCUUGUCCAUUCGAUCUACUACCUUCCUACAGCCGCCACCUUUGGUUCAAUCCUUGAUGCAUUGCACCGCUCAGGGGCACAGCAUGUUUUUCUUGCCGAAUGGUCACUGUCGAUCGGAGACGACCUGCGAGCAUUACCACACCUUCUGUCGGUGCUUCUUCAGUCUGUUGAGCCGCUUUCAGAGGGAAAUAUCCGUACAGUUCUAUCGCCUCGGGAGAUGCUCAAGCUGUCCGAGAGCGCUGGAUGGGAAUUGAUCGGCUCGGAGCUCAUGCAGCCUUCAGACGACGUGCAAGAUGGCUGUUGGGAGGCCGCCUAUUCCCAAGACAUCGCUCGGACGGCAUUCGAAAGAGAAGGAGCGCUUUCAGAAGCAGAAAGAACGGAAGAGAUAGUCCGGAAAGCUUCGAUCCGGGCUCAUGGCGAGGCACUCUUACAGGCUAUUCAGCAGCUACCAGAAGGCAAGGCGUCGAGAACGAAGCCUAUGAACGUCUGGGUCGCUGUGCUGAAGCGAAAGUGAAAUGCAUGUAAGGACUGUAUAGCUUGCAUUUCAU